Labeo rohita (rohu) is the source of this 2424-nucleotide messenger RNA. It is a transcript of the gene fermt3b, whose product is annotated as FERM domain containing kindlin 3b. Lineage: Eukaryota; Metazoa; Chordata; Actinopteri; Cypriniformes; Cyprinidae. Gene Ontology annotation, cellular component: cell-substrate junction. Bases 140 to 2065 code for a protein of 641 amino acids. The record is from RefSeq and is a predicted model, not a curated record. The transcript is spliced from 15 exons. Gene Ontology annotation, molecular function: integrin binding. Gene Ontology annotation, biological process: integrin activation; leukocyte cell-cell adhesion; platelet aggregation.
CUGAUUUCACACAGCAGAGGUGUCUUGACCAUAUGAGUGUGUUUGUCUGUGUAUCUCAUAAAGAGACCUACCAGUAUUUAAUUGACAGAGCAAGAGGGAGACACUAUCAUCGGCAAAUCGAGUAAAACAGAAAAGCAGAAUGGCAGCGUGGGACCUUACAGUCACAGUGGAGGAUCUUGGUCCUAAUGCCCCACCCAUCAAGAUCAGCGUGACCUCUGACCUGCACAUUGGCGGAGUUAUUCUCAAAUUAGUUGAGCAGACCAAUCUGAAGAAGGACUGGUCCGAUCAUGCCCUGUGGUGGGAGCAGAAGCAGCAGUGGUUGCUGCGGACCGGCUGGACACUGGACAAAUGCGGGGUCCACGCCGACGCUCGUCUCAUCUUCAGCCCACAGCACAAGCCUCUGCGACUGGGCUUGCCGAACGGGCUGACGCUGAAAAUGCGAGCCUGUUUCUCCAAUCCUGUAUUUCGCACAGUCAUGGGCAUCUGCAAGGUUCUCAAUUUACGUCACCCAGAGGAGCUCUCUUUGCUCCGUCCUGUUGAGGAGAAAAAGAAAAAGAAAGACAAAGAUUCCUCAGAAGAGCUGUAUGAUCUUACAGACGUUCCUCUAACCGCAGGCUCUGUUCCAGCUCUGUACAACGGCAUGCCGGCUCAUUUUGCUGACUCUCCGAAGACCGAGGCGGUGUAUAAAAUGCUUUCUGUCAGUUUGCCCUCACCUGCUCCUGAAGUCAUCGCUAAACUCUACCGGCCGGCCAGUGUGGUGGACAAAACGCAUAUUCACACCAGGUGGCUGGAUUCAUCUCGUUCACUAAUGCAGCAGGGAAUACAAGAGAAUGACAAACUAUGUCUUCGCUUCAAAUACUACACUUUUCAUGAUAUGGAUCCCAAGUAUGAUGCAGUGCGUCUGACGCAGUUGUAUGAACAAGCUCGCUGGGCUAUUCUGUUGGAGGACAUAGACUGCACAGAAGAGGAAAUGAUGCUGUUUGGAGCCCUGCAGUACCACAUAGGAAAACUGUCCUUGUCUCAGGACAUGGUCUCUUCCUGUCAAGGAAUGGAUGAUUUAGAGUCUGCCUUGAAAUCCCUUGAAGUCAAGAUGGUGGGAGACAGCAACAGCACAGACAUGCUGGAAAACAUGACUGCUCCAGAGCUGAAUGACUAUUUGAAAAUAUUUCGGCCUAAGAGACUAACUCUCAAGGGUUAUAAGCCAUACUGGUGCAACUUUCAGGACACAUCGAUCUCCUAUUAUAAAAGUAAAGAGGACCGUUAUGGAGAACCCAUUCAACAACUGAACCUGAAAGGCUGUGAGGUUGCUCCUGAUGUCAAUGUAGCAGGCCAGAAGUUCUGUAUCAAACUCCUCAUUCCGGCACCAGAGGGCAUGAAUGAAAUCUACUUGCGAUGUGACAAUGAGAACCAGUAUUCCCAGUGGAUGGCCGCCUGUAAGCUGGCAUCCAAAGGCCUGACGUUACUGGACAGCUCAUAUCAGAAUGAAGUAAAGAACAUCCAGACGUUCCUUUCAAUGCAGCGUUCCAACUCUGCAGCUCCCGCUGCACAAACUGACGACAGCAUCAACACACACAGCCUCGUCUCGCCAAGAUACCAUAAAAAAUACAAGACCAAACAGUUAACCCCUCGUAUCCUGGAGGCCUAUCAGAACGUCGCCCAGCUCUCUUUGACGUCUGCCAUCUUGAAGUUCCUGCAGAUCUGGCAAGCUCUGCCUGAUUUUGGAAUCUCCUACUUCAUGGUCAGGUUUAAGGGCAGCCGUAAGGACGAAGUACUGGGCAUCGCUAAUAACCGUCUGAUCCGUAUAGACCUGGGAGUCGGAGAUGUGGUGAAGACCUGGCGUUAUAAUAAUAUGAGACAGUGGAAUGUUAACUGGGACAUACGACAGGUGGCGAUUGAAUUCGACGGAAACAUUAACAUAGCAUUUGGCUGUGUGAAUGCAGACUGUAAGGUUGUGCAUGAGUACAUCGGAGGAUACAUCUUCAUGUCUACUCGCUCACGACAGCAAAGCGACACACUGAAUGAAGAGCUCUUCCACAAACUCACCGGCGGCCACGAGGCUCUCUAAGCACAAAACAUCAGCUUAUAGAGAAAAAACAACAUUACUGAAGCUACAAAUGGAGGAAACUGAUAAGACUCAAGUGUUAGCACUGCACAGCAACUGUCCCUUUGCUUCGCUUGUUUUCAUCAAGUCGCCAUUUAGUGAUCAAUGUACAAGCAUUGAUAUUAGAAUGCUAACUGUCUAAAUGUGAAACAUAAAUGUUUUUCCACAACAUUCAACACACAUCUAAUGAAUCUGUAUAAAUCAUCACAUUUAAUAUAUGACUGCCUGACAGGAACAUAUGACAAAUGAAUGAUUUAAUACUUUAGAUAUUGUCAAACUAUCUAACUGUAAUGAAUUUUGUCAUAAAGCACUUGUUGUUAUUA